CACGCACACCCCCUCCCCUGCCUCCCUCCCCGCGCGCCGCCCGCCCCGCCGGCCCCGCUCGCCCUCGCGCGCUCGGAAGGGAGUCGCGAGACGUCGGAGCGGCGGCCACGUAGCGCUGCGGCGGCGGCGGCGGCGGCGGCGGCGGCGGCGGCGGCGGCGGCCGAGGCCGGGACUGCGGAGCGGCCCUGAGGACAGACGUUGGGCAGGGGGGAGGGGCCGGCCCGGCCGGCGGUUGUUACUCGAGCGCCGCGGCUACAGGCCCCCCGCCGCAGGGAUGGACCGCCGAGGCGGUGGUCGGGGCGGCGGAGGCGGAGGCGGCCGGCCCGGGAGGAAAAACAUAUACCCUCAACUUCACCAGAUAUAAAGUGGAAAGUGCAGUGGUUCAUGAAGCAGCUGAACCAGCCACAACUUGCAUUAAAGGAAGAUAAGAUGCUCCACGUCAUUUGCAGCUUUCUUCAAAAGAAAAAUCACUAGUGCUCUGCUCUUGCCAUAAUACCAAACCUUUUGACUUAUGCUUUGGUGCUGCAACACUGGAAGAAUUGCACACAGGUUCCAGGAAUACCUUUUUUUUCAUCUGAGUGAUCCUUUGUGGAUGGAAAAGGAUUUGAGUCUUAAUAAUUACCCUGUUUUAAAGCUAUUUCUCUAUAGUCUGAACUGCUUCAUAAAUUAGGCCACUUACCAAUGAGCCACACAGUCAGUUCUUGUCAGGAGCUGGUUGAAAACUGUGCUGUGCAUGUAGCAGGGAUGGCACAAGAAGACAGCCGUCGUGGUCAAGGGCCACCUACCUUUUAUCAUGGUGCCAACCAGGAGCUUGACCUGUCCACCAAAGUGUACAAAAGGGAAUCAGGAAGUCCUUAUUCUGUGUUAGUGGACACCAAGAUGAGCAAACCACAUCUCCAUGAAACAGAGGAGCAGCCGUAUUUCAGGGAGACAAGAGCAGUGUCUGACGUGCAUGCUGUGAAAGAAGACCGGGAGAAUUCUGAUGACACAGAAGAGGAGGAGGAGGAGGAAGUCUCCUACAAAAGGGAGCAGAUCAUAGUGGAGGUAAACCUUAAUAAUCAAACAUUAAAUGUAUCUAAAGGGGAAAAGGGUGUCUCUUCUCAGUCCAAAGAGACUCCUGUUCUUAAGACAAGCAGUGAGGAGGAAGAGGAAGAGAGUGAGGAAGAGGCCACGGAUGACAGUAAUGACUAUGGAGAAAACGAAAGGCAGAAGAAAAAGGAGAAGAUAGUGGAGAAGGUCAGCGUUACACAAAGGAGAACGAGGAGAGCUGCCUCUGUUGCCGCAGCUGCCACUUCCCCUACUCCCAGAGCUACAAGAGGUCGUAGGAAGAGUGUAGAGCCACCUAAGCGUAAGAAGCGGGCCGCAAAGGAGCCCAAAGCGCCAGUCCAGAAAGCUAAGUGUGAAGAGAAAGAGACUCUGACCUGUGAGAAGUGCCCCAGGGUGUUUAAUACUCGCUGGUACCUGGAGAAGCACAUGAACGUUACUCAUAGGCGCAUGCAGAUUUGUGAUAAGUGUGGCAAGAAGUUUGUCCUGGAAAGUGAGCUGUCCCUUCACCAGCAAACAGACUGUGAAAAAAAUAUUCAGUGUGUUUCCUGUAAUAAAUCAUUCAAGAAACUCUGGUCCCUUCACGAACAUAUCAAGAUCGUCCAUGGAUAUGCAGAAAAGAAAUUUUCCUGUGAAAUUUGUGAGAAGAAAUUCUAUACCAUGGCUCACGUACGGAAACACAUGGUUGCACACACGAAAGACAUGCCAUUUACCUGUGAAACCUGUGGAAAGUCAUUCAAACGCAGUAUGUCACUCAAGGUGCACUCCUUGCAGCACUCUGGAGAGAAGCCCUUCAGAUGCGAGAACUGUGACGAAAGGUUUCAGUACAAGUACCAGCUACGCUCCCACAUGAGCAUCCACAUUGGGCACAAACAGUUCAUGUGCCAGUGGUGUGGCAAGGAUUUCAACAUGAAGCAGUACUUCGACGAACACAUGAAAACACACACUGGAGAGAAACCCUUUAUCUGUGAAAUCUGUGGCAAAAGCUUCACCAGCCGCCCCAACAUGAAGAGGCACCGCAGAACUCACACAGGCGAGAAGCCCUAUCCGUGUGACGUGUGCGGCCAGCGGUUCCGCUUCUCCAACAUGCUUAAGGCCCACAAGGAGAAGUGCUUUCGGGUGACCAGCCCCGUGAACGUGCCGCCUGCUGUCCAGAUCCCACUCACAACCUCCCCGGCCACCCCAGUUCCUUCUGUGGGGAGCACCCCCACGACCCCCGCCCCUCCCAUCAGCAUGAACCCCGUCAGCACGCUAACCCCUCGGCCCAUGCCCCACCCCUUCUCGCACCUUCACAUCCACGCACACCCUCACCACCCACACCACCUUCCUAUCCCCCCAGUCCCUCACCUCCCCCCACCUCCAGCUCUCUUUAAGAGUGAGCCUUUAAAUAACAGGGGCCAGGGUGAGGACACCUUUCUGCGGCACCUGGCAGAGAAGAACAGUUCAGCCCAGCAUCACUAACAUCCAUCUCCUUAAACGUGUUCUCCGCGAGUUCCGUGCCCCCGGUGUGAGUUUGCAGAGUGGGGGUUGGUGAGCGUUUCUGUAGCUGUCAGACUCUCCUCAGCCUCCACCCAGAGCUUUGUCAUUGUCUUGGUGAAUCGGCACAUCCGAGGGAGUGGACGAGAAGACCCUGAGCUCACGGAGGGAACUGUCGAACCAGGGAACCACCGAACUAAAGCCCAAUUUGCUUGCAUUUUCUGGUGACUUUUAUAAAUUUCAAAUACUCAGACUUGUGGAAUUUUAUAAUUUCAUAUCAGCUGAUGAGGUAUGCUUGCUUUUAUAUCCUGGACUUCUCCUCAAAGAGGGGACAGGCCUGGUUUCCUUUGUACUAAUCGGGAAGGCUGUGACAUUAAUCCAGAGCAUUAAUUGUAUCACUGUGUAUCGUAACAUUCUUUUCAGCUUUCGGUGCUGGCUUCGGAGUCGAGCUAGCCAUGUUUCACAGUAUAUCAAGCAUUAUAGAGAAAGACAGAAAUUUUCUUCUUUGUGUAGCUCUCCUAAUGCACUCUUUAUUUUACUACAGAAAUUAUUUUAGAGUUUUUGUAUAGACUUCUUUAGUAGUCUGUUUCUAAAAUGAAAUGUAUUUCAAUAAGCAGUGUAAUUUUUUCAGUGUAGCUGGACCUAUGUUGUAAAAUAGAAAAAAUUUUUAUAAUCAUCAAAAUGUGAUUCUUAAAGAUGCAUAUAACUUCUAUAGUUCAAAGUUAUUCUUACAUCCGUACAACUCAAAGGUGCUUCAGAGACUAGAUGUAUCUGAAAGGGUCUCCAGACCAGGUUACUGCGAAAAUGAGGUUUUGCUUUCGGAAUCUGGCAUAAGUCCUUGGUAGUUUUUUAAUCUCUGCUUAACACUCGGGGGCCUGUUAGGCUCACGGACAUGCUGUGUCCUCUAUGUUUCGUUCGGUUCAGUUAGUACGUUGAAUGGAAUGAUUUGCAGAGGGUUGAGCCUUUUCCAGGGAGGUCACCUGAAGCUGGCCUGUUUUGAAAAUCUGAGUAAAGCUGCUCGCCGUCAAGAGGAGGAGGUGGCGGAGGCUGUUUCCUCUCAGUCACGUCUCGCUUCCCCCAGAAAUGUGUUCAGGUUCAGCCUCUGUGGGACGACCAACUGAAGUCUCCUAAUACACUGCUCACUUUAAGGUUGCUUUAUUUUUCUAAUUGUCACAAAAAGAUAAAAUAGUACACUAAAAUCACAAACAUGAUGUUGCCUGAUAGCGGCUGAGAAAUUUGGAUAAGAACACAAAUUGGUUAUGACUUUUAAAAUGUCUCUUCUAUCCAUGGAUGUAGUCACAACUUCGAGCUAUUCUAACACAGUUUAAAUUGUGGUGAGAGGGAGAAAACGACGUUUUGCUGCCCUGUCCUCUGCAAGCGAUGAUGUGAUAGCAGCCUUCUUGGUGAUAAGGAGAGCCGCAAAUGGGGCAGGUUUGAAAGAGUUUGGGUAACUUCUAAAGAGCAUGGUCAGUCAGGAGCUCAUUAUAAGAAAGGCUGAACAGAAGGGCUGACGGAUUGGUUAUAUUUAACUGAUCACAUUUAUCCAGACUCAGUGUAGAUAAAAAUUUUGUAAUUUUUCAUCUCAGCGAACUGAGUUUCAAAGCGAGGUCUUUCUUUCUCCCUCUCUCUCUCUCUCUCUCUCUCCCCCUCAUUUUUUUAAUCUUGAAAUUUCUUCAUUUUUCUUUCCUCAAGGUUUUAAAUCUUUGCCUGAAUCAGAACCCUGACUUUUAUUUAUUUUUUUAUUUUUAAUAUUAAGUGUGCAGAUAGACUUACAGCACUUUUUCUGGCUGAUUAGCUCUGUGGUAGGAAAACUGGAACUCUUUCCAUUGAGGUUAAGUCCCUAUUUUUAAAAUAUCGCAUUCUCUGUUAGCUUUUUGGUUUAAUAUUUCCAGAUUUUUUCCUUCUGAUUACUGCCUUUGUCUUCUAUAAUGAGCAUAGGAGAAUUUGGGAAUGAGGUGGAAAAGUAUCUCAAGACAUACUUUUCCUGCUUCUGGAUUAACUUCUAAGGAAUGUGGUUUUAAAUAUUUGUAUACAUUCUUGGAACACUCAAGUACCCAAACCAAUAAGAAAAGUUAAUUCCUUAUUUAUGACUGUUAUAUCUUUAGUGGCUGCCUCCCCUUAUUCACACAGUCUCCUUGGCGUUCCAUGACAAGUUUGUGGAUAUACCAUGUGUGGUAUAUGUGUGGACAUACCAUUAUUUCAUGUCCAAGCUUGUAAUAUUAAAAUGAUGUUUAAGAUGUAAAUUACAGCUUAGUUAAUUGGUUAUACCUUAUUUUGUUCUAAAUAAAUUUACAAUAUUGGGCAGCA
This is a messenger RNA of Aethalodelphis obliquidens (Pacific white-sided dolphin), 4827 nucleotides long. It is a transcript of the gene ZNF652, whose product is annotated as zinc finger protein 652. Gene Ontology annotation, molecular function: DNA-binding transcription factor activity; RNA polymerase II cis-regulatory region sequence-specific DNA binding. The record is from RefSeq and is a predicted model, not a curated record. The transcript has 7 exons. Gene Ontology annotation, biological process: regulation of transcription by RNA polymerase II. Bases 682 to 2505 code for a protein of 607 amino acids. Lineage: Eukaryota; Metazoa; Chordata; Mammalia; Artiodactyla; Delphinidae.